This is a messenger RNA of Spinacia oleracea (spinach), 676 nucleotides long. RefSeq lists its product as uncharacterized. Bases 126 to 428 code for a protein of 100 amino acids. The record is from RefSeq and is a predicted model, not a curated record. NCBI's taxonomy places the organism in Eukaryota, Viridiplantae, Streptophyta, Magnoliopsida, Caryophyllales, Amaranthaceae. The transcript is spliced from 3 exons.
AAUAAAUUUGAUUUACACUGAAUAUUUGUACGUUCUGCUCUAAUUGGCUUAUUUUAUAUUGUUAAAUUAUAAAUUCUGGAUAUUGCAGCUUACUAGUUAAUUUCCAUCAAAAGCUCCAAUCCAUCAUGUCAAACUCAAAAUCAAGUUGCGGGUGUAUAUCAUGGCUUGCAGAUAUAUACCGUAAAAUCUAUGAUUUGUUCCAUGAAAUUGAUGCCAUAAUGACCAAGAAUGCUGCAGGAAAACAUGAGGAGACAGAAAGCAAGAAUAAAUACAGGAACUUAUUAGAUAUUGCCAUGAAGAAUUUACCCCUCUUUGAUGAUGACAUUAAAGAGGAUACAUCUUCUGUUUCAUAUAGGAGAAGAUAUGGAAUAUAUGAAAAUGCUUUGAGAAUGCAAUACAGAGGACAGUGGAAGAAAAUGAAGAGUUAGAAAAGCAGUAUCGCAACAACGUCCACCUCGGUGGAGAUUUCAGUCAUCUCAGCCUGAGUGCUCAGGAUGUCUUAAUCAAGUACACAACAGUGGAGUAUGUAGAAGACAUGGACUGGGAGAUCAUAAACUUAAAUGUGGAAGGAAACUUUUGACUGAUAUCUUAUAAAAUUUCAACUUCAGGACCAUUAAAAUUCAAAGACAAGGCUAAACUUUUUUUCAUGGUAUAUUAUGAAUCAACAGUUUAAGUA